AUGCAGGCGUAUAAAGGCAGAGCUGGGUCUUCCCCCAGGGCUCAGUCUGGGACAGCCCUGUCAGUUUUUGGCUGCCACAUGGAAGAUCGUGUCCAGCCCAUCUCGCUCCCAGCCAUGCAGCAGAACUUGAAUUACGUGUACCCCCAGAUCUUUUGGGUGGAUGACUGUGCCAAUGCAAAUACUUCCUGCCCCUCGGCACCCCCUGUCGCUCCUUUCCCACCACCAGUGCCUGACCGGAGGAAAAAGCCAAGGAACAACAGUGAAAGGAGGAGUGUCGGCUUCCUGGUGGUCUCCUUGCUGAUCCUGCUGGCCCUCACCGGAGUAGGACUGAGCAUGUUUCAGAUUUUCCGCCUGGAGAAGGAACUGGCUGAACUCAGAGAGUCUGCCAGUACUGAGCACAUCCCUCCAGCCUUGGAGAAGCUCAUAGGGCAGAAGGAGCAGUCAAUGAAAAAGGAAGCAAGGAAGGCAGCACACUUAACAGGGAACCCAGCCCAGCGGGACCUCCCUCUGGAGUGGGAACCCAUCUCCGGCCAUGCCUUCACCAACGGCAUUCAGUACCGUGAUCAGGGCCUCGUCAUCAACGAGACCGGCUUGUACUUUGUGUACUCCAACGUGCUCUUCCGUGGCAGCAUCUGCAGCAGCCAAGUGUUGACCCACAUUGUCUACAAGAAAAACCCAACCUCGCUGGGCAGCCACGUGCUGAUGGAAGACAAAGGCAUCAACUACUGCACGAGUCAGAAAACAUGGGCCCGGAAAAGCUACCUGGGGGCUUUAUUCAAGCUCAGGAAAAUGGACAGUUUGCAUGUCAACGUCUCCAAAAUUGCCCUGGUUAAUUUUGAGGAAUCUAAGACAUUCUUUGGUUUAUUUAAGCUUUGAAUGGGGCUGUUGGAGCAUGGCUGGCA
Apaloderma vittatum (bar-tailed trogon) is the source of this 902-nucleotide messenger RNA. RefSeq names its product Fas ligand (TNF superfamily, member 6) (gene FASLG). Gene Ontology annotation, molecular function: tumor necrosis factor receptor binding. Gene Ontology annotation, biological process: extrinsic apoptotic signaling pathway via death domain receptors; immune response; positive regulation of canonical NF-kappaB signal transduction. Bases 1 to 876 code for a protein of 291 amino acids. The record is from RefSeq and is a predicted model, not a curated record. Gene Ontology annotation, cellular component: membrane. The transcript has 4 exons. NCBI's taxonomy places the organism in Eukaryota, Metazoa, Chordata, Aves, Trogoniformes, Trogonidae.